Messenger RNA from Topomyia yanbarensis, 1840 nucleotides. RefSeq names its product zinc finger protein 860-like. Gene Ontology annotation, cellular component: transcription repressor complex; nucleus. Gene Ontology annotation, molecular function: DNA-binding transcription repressor activity, RNA polymerase II-specific; RNA polymerase II cis-regulatory region sequence-specific DNA binding. The transcript has a single exon. Lineage: Eukaryota; Metazoa; Arthropoda; Insecta; Diptera; Culicidae. The record is from RefSeq and is a predicted model, not a curated record. The coding region runs from base 178 to 1503 and encodes 441 amino acids. Gene Ontology annotation, biological process: regulation of cell cycle process; negative regulation of transcription by RNA polymerase II; neuron differentiation.
AACAAGUGUUUAUUGAACGCGCUUUUGCCCUGUACAUAUACUUUACAACAAAAAAUUUUGUAUUUUGUUAGUGACAAGUUAUAGAAGUGUAAUUGAUAAUUAGUUGGACUUAAGUUGUAGUGUAUAAGAGCGUUAUCGAAAGCAAGUGCUUAUAGUGUGCUUGUGUAACAUGCUAGUAUGGCUUCAUCGCAGCUCCAAAUCCGCCCGCCAAUGGGUCUCCUGACAACGGUGGCAGAUUUGCCACCAAGCUACAAGGCGAGAUACAUAAGCGCUACCAUCAAACUCACCCCCGAGUCGCCACUCGAUUUAACCGUAAAGCAAAGCUUUGGAGGAGCAAUUACACCGCCACUGACGCCAUCGCCGCUGAAGAAGCGUUAUCGUGAGGAAAAUGACGAAAACCACGAUGGCAAUCGCGUCAAGCAGAUUAAGGUCGAAAUUGAAGAGCAGGACAAAAGGGAAACUACACCAGUGAAACCGGUUAAAUCGGCCGUGGCUUCUAGAAAUUCGAAGAAUCCCCCACCGGUCGCCCCAGUGUUGAAAGAGAGACGCACCAAAGCAGCAAGAAAGCUUAAAUUUGACGAAGAGACUACAUCACCCGUUUCGGGUACAAUAAUUAUAUCGCUGGAGGAGGUUAUCAACAGUGAAAUUCCCCGCGAAUCUGGUGAUAUUGAUCCUCAAUUUAAUCUGGUAGAAAUAUCGGACGAAGUUCGAGCUGAGCUAGCAACUAUUCCCAACGUAAUUGGUGCCUAUAAUUGUAAACUAUGUCGCCUUGAGUUUGAGGAUGCUUUUGGCCUCGCCCAGCAUCGGUGUGCAUGUAUUGUUCUUCUAGAAUACCGUUGUCCCGAGUGUAGCAAACGUUUCAACUGUCCAGCAAAUCUUGCGUCACAUCGUCGAUGGCACAAACCACGUGAUCAAGUUGCUAAAAAAGGAGAUACUGGUAAGACUGGUGAGGAUCCUGAGUGUAAAUACCGAUGUGAACAAUGCAACAAAACGUUCAAACGCCCCGCCUAUUUAAAGAAGCAUCAGUUAACGCAUGAAAAAGCUAAAAACAAAUCGAAACAUAUUCAAUCAAGUGCCGAAAGCGAACAUAACGCAACAAACAGCAACGUCUCUGGUGAACGUAGUAGUGGUGAAGAGUCGAACAAUUCUGCUGACAGCCGCAAUACUGUUUAUGUUAAUCAUAUGUCCGAAGCACCACAAACCAUGUUCACGGUAGUAGCUAGUGAGCCUCCACUUCAACAUGAUCUGAUGCAUCAUAACUACCACGCCAACUCCAGAACAUCGCAGCAUUCGUCGACAACAGAAUAUAGCGAAAUGGAUGAAGAUGAUGAUUACGAUGAGCGGGCCUUAGUGAUCAAUGAAGACUACCAGGACGAAAUGGAGGAAAUUCGGUCAGCUUACUGUGACCGUUUCACCGAGGAAGAAAACAUAGCAGCUGCUGCGUUGGCUCAUCUACGCAAUGGACCAUCGGUAAUACGGCAUACCACCGCUUUGGUUGUCUAGGGAACAUAAACUCGUAAGUUGCUUAACAUUAGAUGCUUAAGUACUAUCAAGUUGGUUAACGGCGUUCUGCUCAAUGGAUUGCUUUGCAUAACUUUAGAUUUGUUUUUUUGUAAAUUUUUAAUCACUGAAUCAGCAUCACACCAAAUAAGACUUUAGUCGGCUACUAAGAGAAGACUGUACAUAGCUUUAUAGGGUAAGACUGGAGCAUAGCUCACGAAUAUUAGUAAAAGAAAAGCUUAGACGAAAUGUUCCUUAAUUUGCAGUUGUUUUGGUUGAAGUCACUCGCUAAGAUAUUUCAUUUUAGCUGCUACAGUUUACAUCCGGUCAAGGAAACCUA